ACAGAAUCCUUUCAAGUCACCCACGUGGAGUAAAUUAGCCAAAAAGAAGAUUCAAGAUGAGCUUUAUUACAACCAUAGAAGAUGACCAAGAGGUGCCCAAGGAAGAAGAGUCUGACUCAGAGGAAGAGAGUGCCCGGCCAGCUGUCAAGGGGUCCAAAGGGAAGACGACGCUAUUCAGUGAUGGGUUUGAGUUCUCAGAGCCAACAGGUGCUGACUGGCAUGUUGACGUUGAUUGGACUAUAGACGAAGACAUCUUAGCCAUGGCUAAAAAGCAACAGAGACCCGUGCUCACUUCACUUGAUGCCAAAAUUGCUCGAGCAAAAGAAAUGCGUAAACUAAAGACUGAGAAAGAUGUUGAAGACGGAGCUACAGAUGAAUCUGCUGAUGAAGGGUCUUCUGUAAGCGAAGAUGAAGUCAGUGAGUCUGGUGAGCCUUGUGACAUGCGUGAGGCUCGUGACACUGGUGGAGCUAGUGAUGCUGACGAGGAUGGUGUGGGCGGUGACUUGUGUGAGGGUGGUGGGGACGAGAGUGACUAUGAAGGCCUCGCAGAAGAUACGUUGAAGGUAAAGAAAGCAAAGCAGAAAAAAUCGUCAUUUUUUGAAGAGUACCAACCUCAAGAUGUGGACAUAGGUUUCACAGAUAUGAACCUCUCCCGCCCACUGCUUAAGGCAGUGACCACCAUAGGCUACACCACACCCACCCCCAUCCAAGCCAACGCUGUUCCCGUGGCACUCAUGGGCAAGGAUAUCUGUGCAUGUGCAGCCACUGGAACUGGAAAGACUGCUGCCUUCAUGCUGCCUAUUCUGGAGAGACUGUUGUUUCGGCCCUCACACACUCGAGUGAUCCGAGUGCUUAUUCUCACGCCCACGAGGGAGCUAGCCAUGCAGAUACACUCAGUGGGCAAGGCCCUCUCUAAACACAUGAACGUUGAUUUCUGCUUAGUGUCUGGUGGGCUUGAGAGCAAAAGUCAGAUAGCAAUGUUGCGUAAGAAUCCGGAUGUUGUCAUAGCGACACCGGGACGGCUGGUGGAUCACCUGCACAAUGCCCCCUCGUUCUCUCUGAGCACUAUCGAGAUACUGGUACUGGAUGAAGCUGAUAGAAUGUUGGACGAGCAUUUUGAGGAACAGAUGAAUGACAUCAUACAGCAGUGCCCCAAGAGCAGACAGACGAUGCUAUUCUCAGCCACCAUGACUGAUGAGGUGGAGGAGCUGGUUCGUCUGUCCCUCAAUCGUCCAGUGAGACUCUUUGUGGACAGCAACACGGAUGUAGCGGACAAACUGACACAAGAGUUUGUGAGAAUAAAGGGCAAGAAAGAAGGAGACAGAGAAGCCAUUGUAGCUGCCCUCUGCUGUAGAACCUUCAAGGACCACUGUUUGGUGUUCUUCCCGACAAAGGUGCUGGCCCAUAGAAUGAGAAUCAUCUUUGGCCUGUUGGGUCUCAACGCAGCAGAGCUCCAUGGCAACCUCUCCAUGUUACAGCGUAUAGAUGCCCUGAGGUUGUUUAAAGAUGGUUCUGUGGACUUCCUGCUAGUCACUGACCUCGCCUCUCGUGGCCUCGACAUAGAGAAAGUGAAAACAGUGAUCAACUACAGCAUGCCUGCCAGUUGCAAGCAGUACAUACAUCGAGUGGGGAGGACAGCAAGAGCGAGAAGAAGUGGGCGCUCGAUCACCCUAGUGGGAGAGAAGGGACGUAAGGUAUUGAAGGAGGUCGUCCGACAAGCAAAGAAGGCAGUCAAGAGCAGAAUCUUACCACCUGAGGUGGUUGUCAAGUUCAGAGACAAGAUUCGUGGUCUGGAAGGUGAAAUGAAGAGCAUUCUGAAACAGGAGGAAGAAGAGAAAGAACUGAGGGUGUCAGAGAUGCAGGUCAACAAGGCACGGAAUAUGAUAGAACACGAACAGGAGAUAUUCAGUCGCCCGGCCAGGACGUGGAUUCAAGCAUCCAAUCAGAAGCCUGCCACCAGCGAGGGAAAGAAAGCUGCAAAGAAGGAAAAGAAGAAAAAGAAACCUGAGACACCUGAGGAGGUGGAGGCCAUGAAGGUGAGGCUGUCUCAGGAGUAUGCAGCUAGGCAGGCCAAGAAGGGUAAGAAGAGAAAGAGAGACACGGCUACUGAACCAGUCAGCAUUAAGAAACCUAGGAAAGUGAAAGUUAAACCGAGUUCAGUAGUGCGCACUUUUGACAAGGAGCUCACUGACACCAGCCACAAGUCUGUCAAAGGACUCAGAAAAUCUACUGUGGACUUGAAAGCAGCGAAAGGGUCAAAUUUUAAGUCCAAGAAAAGGUACAAGAGGAGAUGAAAAGACACUGUAUUGCUGAAUUAUAAGAAUGCAAUCACUUGACUCUAGCUCAGAAUUUGUGUGCAUUUUUUUGUUGCAUUCUUUUGUGCAUGGAAUGCAAAGCGUCCUAGUGAUGUCAUACAUGUAUGCAUUGUUUAUCUCAGUCGAUCCUUA
This is a messenger RNA of Halichondria panicea, 2447 nucleotides long. Its product is annotated as probable ATP-dependent RNA helicase DDX27. Gene Ontology annotation, molecular function: nucleic acid binding; ATP binding; RNA helicase activity. The record is from RefSeq and is a predicted model, not a curated record. Lineage: Eukaryota; Metazoa; Porifera; Demospongiae; Suberitida; Halichondriidae. The transcript is spliced from 18 exons. Bases 57 to 2294 code for a protein of 745 amino acids.